UAUUCAAAGAGCUACUUUUCUUCUUUCUUCGAAUCCCAUAGAAAUAUUUAUUCAUUUUAUUUUACAUUUUGUAUUUUAUCAUUUUCAUUGAAAAAGAAAAUCGACGAAAUGGUAAAUGUUUUAUUCAAAACCAUCGUACGUUCGAUGAUGUCCAAGGGACUUGUUAAAGAGAGAAUUACACCGACGUUAUUUAGGGCAUUUUCUAACGUGAACCAGGAAUAUAAUCAAACCGAUCGAAAAUUACAGUUCUAUAAACCGACCAAGAGAUUAUACAGCGAAAGAAAAAUUCAUAAUAGACAGAUUUUAACAGCUAUAGACGAAAUUGAUAGUGAUAUUGAUUCUGAUUAUGAACAGGAAAGAGGACAGACACCUUUUUGGAGAAGGAAAAUGAGAACUUUGCAUAGUCAUUUAGAUGUAAAUAAAGACGGAAUAAUCAGUUAUGAUGAUUUCAUGCUAUUGGCAGAAAGAUUUUCUAAAAUAGGAAACUUAUCUCCAGGAGAAACUAUAGAAUUUAAAAAAAUACUAACAGACUUGUGGGAAGAAUUAUGGGGAGAAGUUAGUCCUUAUAAUCUAAUUUGCAUUGAAAAAUAUUUAGAGGAAAUGCAUCAUGUACUUAAUGAUCCUUCAUUGAAAAAAAAAUGUCAUAGUUUCUUACCUUUUCUUUUUAAGGCAAUUGAUAAAGAUCAAAAUGGAGAGAUCUCCAUAAAAGAAUAUAAAUUAUUUUUUAAAUGUUUGGGACUAGAAAAUGAUCAUGCUGUUGUAUCAUUCAAUUACAUUGACAUAAAUGAAGAUGGAAAACUCAGUUUGGAAGAAUUUGUAACUGUAGGUAGAGAUUUUUUUCUUACUGAAGAUCAUACAAGGCCAAGCAAACACUUUUGGGGCCCUUUGGUAGAUUAAUUUUCUUAUAUAUAUACUAAAUAGCUCGGUAAAACUUGUGAUAAUUAUAGCAUUAUAAGUUUUCAACAGUGAUAAGUAAUCUUUCAAAUGUAAGUACAUCGAAAUUAUCAUGUAGAGAUUUAAUAUAAGAUUUUGUAUCAACGACUGAAUCAAUACGAUAAAUAGUAUAAGAUAAUGUAUAUAACAAGAUUUUUGUAUCGAUAACUGUAAGAAUAUGAUAA
This is a messenger RNA of Vespula vulgaris, 1118 nucleotides long. It is a transcript of the gene CBP, whose product is annotated as sarcoplasmic calcium-binding protein. The transcript has 6 exons. Gene Ontology annotation, biological process: calcium import into the mitochondrion; mitochondrial calcium ion homeostasis. Gene Ontology annotation, cellular component: uniplex complex. The record is from RefSeq and is a predicted model, not a curated record. NCBI's taxonomy places the organism in Eukaryota, Metazoa, Arthropoda, Insecta, Hymenoptera, Vespidae. Gene Ontology annotation, molecular function: calcium ion binding. The coding region runs from base 109 to 897 and encodes 262 amino acids.